AUGAGGGUCUACAAUGGAAAGAUAGAGUUUCCAUGGUAUCUUCCUGUUCGAAAUAACUUAGUUAUGAGAUAUUUAAGUGAAGAAAAAGCCGAUAUUGAAAAAUUUGAGAAUUUAAUGUUACUUCGAAUGAAGCAUGAUGAUGAAGAGAUGAUGGAAGUUGUAAGGUUCUUAGGAAUAUUCAAGAAUCAACGCCAAAAAAUCAUGAUUAUGCUGUCAAUGUGGAAAGGAGAAAGUGUUUAUUAUGAUUAUCAAUUUUAUUUGGCCAGCCGAUUAUUUAGUUGUUUUAAUGAUAAUUGUCCAGAGUAUUACAUCAAUCAACUUGACAAUUUACACAGAAAUUACUUAGUUUGUUUGAGUAUGUUUUGGAAAAACCGUCACGAUAAAAAUUACUUCACUUCAUUUUUGUAUGGAACGAAAGCAAGUGUGACACACGUUGAAAUGAUCAAUCUCAUAGAAUUUCGUUCAUUUAUUUACCAAUAUGAUCCAUACAUUUAUCAAUCAUAUGCCGAAAUAUCAUUGAUUGCAUUGGGAGAUCCAAGUAAAAGUGUCAUUUAUCGUCGUCAUUCACAAUUACUUAAAGAAAAUCAUUAUAGUGUUGUUGAUCCAGUUUUCAAAGCAACAGCAAGAUAUUAUCCUAUCUCUAUUGAACAAUACACAGAAGAGAAAACAUCAACAGAUUCAAGUGAAACUAAUUCAACUUCAUCAUCAAAUUUGAGUUCACAAAACUCAUACAAUCAUAUUCGAUUCCAUUUAUCAGAUAAUGUUAUUUAUCGAGAUGAAGAAUCAGAUAACUCAUCUAUUGCCAUGUUUGUUCAAAAGAGUGACCAAAUGAAAUCGAUGAAUGUUUUAGUUGCAGUUCUUCUCACAUUCAUUUGGAGUUACUUUUUUGCACGAGAUGUUAUUUUAAGUGAAAUUGAAAACAGUCAUCGUUUGAUUGAUAUCAAAAACAUCAUCAAGAAAACAAUGUAUUUGAAUGUUGAAGUCACAUCUAUUUACAUGGUUAAACCAAUUAUUGAAUCCAAACAAUAUCAUAACUGUUUUGAACUUAAAAGUGAUAUCUAUCGAUAUCUGAAUGAAUAUUCAUUCUCAGUUGGAGAUGAUUUUACAUUCAUAUCUAAAUCUCUAUCGUUCAUGUCAGAUUUCUUAUCAAAAAGUAACACAGACAAUUGUUAUGAACUUGAAAUCGACAACAACAGAAUUAUUUCAGACAGAUUGAACACGAUCCAAAAUAAUUAUUAUAGUUUUGAAACAAAAGUUGAUGAAAUCCUGAACAGGAAAGAUUUAUUGAUUAUUUAUCACAAAUAUGCAUUAUAUUUAAUUGUUAUGUCUAUUUUUAUGUCUAUCUUCUCCGCAUUCAUGGGAUACAUGAGUGUCCGAAUGACAUUAUUUGAUCUUCCAGAGAACGCCCUUUCAUUUUUAGGGUCCAAAGAACGUUUGAGUAUGUUAUUAUUGAAGAAAUCACUUGAAAGUUGGGAUUUCUUCCGAAUUUUGUUUCCAUUUGAAAAGAAUGAAAAUGAAAACCAGACUCAACAUCAAAGUCAAAAACUACAAAAAUCACAAAAAAAUUCAGAAUCAAGUAGUAAAAUAUCAUUGAUUCGAAGUCGAAAGAAUUCUAUGUCUAAAUAUGGAUCAGACACAAAUAUCAAUAAUCCUAAUCCUAUCAACCAACAAACGAAUGUUCAGCGACAUAAUAUUAUUCCUAAAGGCAACACUAAGAGUCGACAUGUCAAUUUGAAAGAAUCCAAGAUUGCAAUUUCAUUCAUUGGUUCCGAUGAAUCAUUGAAAGCAUCACAGUUUGCAUUGAUGCAAAACAUUGUUCAGAAAAGCACGAAUACAAAUUCAAAUCCAGAUAUCAAUAUCUAUCCAUCACUCAUCUCUAGUGACAACAGUGAUGAUUGUUCAUCUGCUAGUGGAUCAACAAACAACACCAAAGACUUUAUCCCAGCAGAAACAGUCGAAGAACGAGACAUUGUUAAAGAAACAAUUGAUAAAACUAAGAUCUCAGAUACACGUGUUCUUGUUUUGAUCUUUUCUACACACAUCAUUCCAUGGAUCAUCAUUUUACUUAUUGUUGCAUAUUCCAAUCUGAUCUUGAAUUUCCAGAUGCGAUGUGAAAACAUCUUUGUUUCAAAUAUUCGACCAAACAUCACCGACCUACAUCAAUUGCCAUUACGAAUCUAUGGCGAUUUCAUCAACAAAAGCAACAAUAAAAACACAGAAUUACACAAACAUGAUCUUAAUUUCAGUUCAUAUGAAAUCAAAGACAAAAAUCAAUAUUUCACUAAAUUUGAUUCAUAUUUUCAUUCACAUCGAAAAAGAGAUGAAAAUUCAUUUGAAAUUAAAGAAAUCAAGAUCAACAGUAAUAUUUCAUUUUACACACACCGAUUAGAACAUUUCAUUGAAGACACGGAACGUGUUAAUUCCAUCUCUAUGACAACAUUAGUUUCAUUCUGCAUUGUUUCAACAUUUAUCUGGUUCAGUACUAACAUCGCCGUUUACAAGAUCGAAUCAUUCAUCAUUCGUGGUUUCAAUUCACUUUUCCACUUCCCUCUCUCAUACCUCGACAUCAUCAACAAGCCAUUAGACACAUCUCGACAUUCAUCAGUUCCUAACAACUGCAUCGAAGUUAUCUUUGACAACGAGACUAAACUUAUCAGCGACAUCAGCGAGAACAUUUCAGAACACAUUGGCAUUUCAUCUAUUGAUGUUAUUGGUCAUAAAUAUGAAGACAUCUUUACACGUGAAGAAGAAGGUAUUGUUUCAUUUUCAAUUAACCAGAAGAAGAGUAAGAAAUUCAUCGAAGACAAGAUCGAAGACAAACUUAUCACACGAAUUGCUCUUAUCCCUUCUAAAUCAGAUGAUCUUCACGACAUCAACAUCUCACAUCAGAAUCUCACAAUCAUUCUGAAUUCCAUUUUCCAUCAUCAAGAUUUUCUUGAUUGUUUUGUUGUUUUGAUUCAUUUCGACAGCAGCACAUUCAACAGCUGUGUUGAUCAGAUCUUCUUCGCAACACACAACAUCUUACAAUGUUAUGGAUGUUGCAAACUUCUUAAUAUCGAAGGUUCAUUAGUCUACUUUUCUAUUGAAGACGACGACAUUAAUGCUGUUUAUUUAUUUAUCCGCGACAUGCUGAACAACUCAACACCAACAACUCGAAAUUCUCUUAAAUCGAUUUCCAAAACAAAUACAUCAACAUUAACAACAACAAAAACAUCAACAAAAGAUGUGUCAUCAACACAAUCUAGUUCUAUCACAUCAGUUGUUUUCUGUCGAACAAGAGUUCAUAUUGGAAUCUCAGUUGGUCAAGAGUUUGAUUCUCAAGAAGAAAUUCAAAAUGUUCCAUUUGCAUCUAUUUCAUUUUCAGAGAACGAUUUCAUUCGUCACGAAAUCUUCAGUCUGGAGGAUCAUACAAUUCUUUUCUACGACGAACACGAUUCACACAAAAACAUCAUUUCAUUUGAUGAUCUCAACAUCAUCCUCGAAAACGAAAAUUAA
Molecule: messenger RNA, 3495 nt
Organism: Trichomonas vaginalis G3
Lineage: Eukaryota; Parabasalia; Trichomonadida; Trichomonadidae
Exons: 1
Coding region: 1-3495 (1164 amino acids)
Source: RefSeq, a predicted model, not a curated record